AUGGAUGGGCUUACAGAGGCCUUGAGUGAGUCUCACGGACAGAAACCGAAACGAACCAGUCCUAGUUCGCUGAGCAGUUCGCACUCACGAUCAUCCUCUCUAUCCAAGAACUCAUUGCAAGACCGCCUAUUUACAAAACUACUCCAACAAGUCAUACCAACUGACGAUGAAGAUGAAACUGAUGCAUCGGGAGACAAGGCCUUGGCCUCUCCUCAGAAACCGGCUUUCAGCUUGCCCGUAAUGGCCAAUAAUUUCCGUCGUUUUAAUGCAAGAAUCGGAGUGGUCUUUUUGCUCCAGAGUCGUGUGGAGCAAGUAUUCAGUUGGGAUUCACCAACCCAUACCACCUCUUUUCUUUUUGUUUACUCUUUUAUCUGCCUACAACCUCAUCUACUGUUGGUGUUGCCCUUGGUGGUGUUCUUGCUCUUUAUCAUGGUCCCGGCAUUUGUGACCCGUCAUCCACCACCGCCGAACACCUCCACGUCCAGCACUAUGCCUUACUAUUCGUAUGAUGGACCAGCGCUGGCGCCAGCCAGAACUAUUAAACCAGCGCCAGAGACCUCUAAAGACUUCCUCCGGAACAUGCGAGAUCUGCAAAACUGCAUGGCUGAUUUCUCAGAUGCCCACGAUGCCGCUAUCUCGGUCUUUGCCCCAUUGACGGAUUUCUCCAACGAGCAGCGCUCUUCAACUGUUUUCCUGUUCGGCGCCAUAUCCACAGUGUUAAUGUUUGUCAGCGCCCAUCUCUUGCCCUUGAACCUCGUCUUUCUUGUUGCUGGGAAUGCAGCGGUACUCUCCAUCCAUCCAACGAUAGGCAAAUUCUUGUUCGAUCUCAUCCAUGAGAUGGGUGGAGAUUCCAUUGACGCGGUCUUGGAUGAGCAUGAUGGAUUCGCCGCAUCAGUCCCUGCGGACCCAACUGCAGCGAUGUCAUCACUAGAAAAGAUUGCAGACAUCUCCUUGGACACAUACCCAGAAGAACGGGAGGUGGAAAUUUUUGAACUGCAGCACCGUGCUGCAGGAACGUCAGAGUCUGGCUGGGAAAGUUUUGUCUUCAGUCACGCGCCAUAUGACCCACUAUCACCAUCUCGCAUCGCCGGCGAUAGGCCUCGUGGAUGCCGAUUUUUUGAGGAUGUGCGAGCUCCGUCUGGCUGGGCUUGGAAGAGCAAGAAGUGGGAACUGGAUUUGGAUUGCCGGGAAUGGGUGGUGGAGCGCAUGAUCACUAGUGUUGGGUUUGAGGUGCCUGGCGUGACCGCCGAAGGCAACGCCAUUGUCGGAGAAAUUGGUGGUUGGGUCUGGGACUUGCCUUGUACUCGGCAAGAACCAGAUGAGGAUUUGAUCUUGGCCUAUGGAGAUUUGCCUGAGUCGGUUUCCCCCAAAAAGACCAAGGGGAAGAGCAAAGAAAACGAGAACGUCAAAUCUCAGGAUUGGGAGGAAGGCAAUGCAUCCUUCGGAGUGGGAGAAUGGAGACGUCGACGAUGGGUACGAGUAGUGCAACGAAUCAGCCUUCCGCCGGCGGGGGUUGUUACCUACUCAACACUUAACAGCUAA
Messenger RNA from Penicillium paradoxum, 1542 nucleotides. RefSeq names its product PEX28-32 family peroxisomal membrane protein. NCBI's taxonomy places the organism in Eukaryota, Fungi, Ascomycota, Eurotiomycetes, Eurotiales, Aspergillaceae. Gene Ontology annotation, biological process: peroxisome organization. The transcript is spliced from 3 exons. Gene Ontology annotation, cellular component: peroxisomal membrane. Bases 1 to 1542 code for a protein of 513 amino acids. The record is from RefSeq and is a predicted model, not a curated record.